Molecule: messenger RNA, 1354 nt
Organism: Tarenaya hassleriana
Lineage: Eukaryota; Viridiplantae; Streptophyta; Magnoliopsida; Brassicales; Cleomaceae
Product: putative rRNA methyltransferase YlbH
Exons: 10
Coding region: 90-1049 (319 amino acids)
Biological process (GO): rRNA methylation
Molecular function (GO): methyltransferase activity
Source: RefSeq, a predicted model, not a curated record
GCCAAGAGGGUUCACGCCGUGAUAUCUCUUGCUCGUCUUGGCAGCUACCGAGAAACUCUACACUUUGCAAAGCUCGAAACUUUUUAGCAAUGGCGUUCGCGUCAUCGUCUCUCAUCCUCUCCCCGCUUGGAAUCAAUUUCGAUAUGAACAAGAAUCUGGGCGCCGAGUAUUCUUCUCUCCCUACAGUUAAACUCUUCAGAUUCUCAACUCCGUGUCGGGAUCGCAAAUCCGCCAUUACCAUCGUAUCAUCUCGUAAAAAAAAUUCAGGUGGCGGUUUGGCAAGCGAAGAAAAGAAAUUGUUGCUCGAACGAUAUGGUUAUGAUGCCAAUGAAUAUGUGUCUCAGUCUAAGUUGAUAAGAAGAAAAGAAGAGCUAAAGAGUGGAAUGAGGAACAGACCAGAGGAGGAAGGCGCUAAGCAGCCGCCUAGAACAACGCAUAAGUUGCUUCAGGUUCUUGGUGGGAAGGCCAAACGAAAGAAACUGCUCUCUCUUAAGGGCAUGGAUGUGAGACCCAUGAUGGAAGUUGUGAAAGGGGCAGCUUUUGGUAUUCUCCAAGCUGCUGGUGGAUGUCCAACAUCUUUGCGUCCCGGUAAAUGGUUGGACUUGUACAGUGGUACAGGAUCUGUUGGAAUUGAAGCAAUCAGCCGAGGAUGUACCGAGGCACACUUUGUUGAGAUGGAUCCCUGGGUUGUUUCAAAUGUUCUAGAGCCGAAUUUGGAACACACUGGGUUUCUUGAGCAUUCGGUUAUACAUACUACUCAAGUUGAAAACUUCCUGAAACAGGCAGAUAAAUUACUAGGUAAGGAUGGACCAUUUGAUUAUGUCAGCGUAACACCACCUUACAUGGAGGUUGAUUAUGAGGUUCUGAUGGAUCAGAUCUCUAAGUCAGCGGUGAUUGGGACGGACACAUUUAUUGUGGUCGAGUAUCCUUUAAGAACCGAAAUGCUUGAUACAUGUGGAUGCCUCGAAAAGUUGACUGAUCGGAGGUUUGGUCGAACACAUCUGGCAAUAUAUGGACCGAAAUGGGCCCAGAAGCCGAGAAAAUCUUGAAGGCAUAGUGAACCUCAAUGGUCAAUUUUUAGCUCUAGUUAGUUGGUUAAAGGCAAGGAGUAGAGGCUAAGCCUAAGUGGCUAAUAUUGUUCUAAAAGUCUCCAAAUGCCAGAGUGCUUUUGUCCAUCAAUCUCCUUUUUCGCUUAUUGCUGCAUCCUCAGAGAAUUAUACCAAAUCCUAAGAUCUUCUAAUGCUAAUAUAUGGUCAAGAGAAUGGUAACUCUGUAUGUUUCAUAUAUAUUUGUCAAGCGGAUAUAUACAAUACGAGUUAUCCGAUCAAAUAAAGGUUUCUCCUUUGUGCGUUUC